Molecule: messenger RNA, 2545 nt
Organism: Linum trigynum
Lineage: Eukaryota; Viridiplantae; Streptophyta; Magnoliopsida; Malpighiales; Linaceae
Source: the annotation of a GenBank genome assembly
GUCUGCACUCAGCGGGAGCCUGAAGGUGAAGGAGUGAAGACAAUGAGAAAGCGGCAGAGGAAUGGAAAGAUUUCACCAGAAAGAAUAGAAAAAACGGAAAAUGGAGAAACCAUGAAAAAGUUUUCCGUUCUUUUCCUCCUCUCCCACUGUUAGUUGCCGUCUCCUUCAUCCUUCCUUCACCAAACACAAAAAAAAUCCAUAGUUCAUACCAGACCAAACGUCUAUCUGUUUAGAACACUAAAAACCUGCCCCUCCUGGGAAAACCUCCGAGAAACAUCUUCUUCGGUCCUCUCCUUAAAGACCCUUCAUUUAUUGCCCCACAUGAAUUCAUCUUUCGACGGUUUCAGCUUCGGUUAUUAGUUUGCAUAGCUCGAUCGCUUAUUCCGUCGCUUUCCUCCCCCCUCACCCUCUCCCAAUUUUGGUCCCUGGGAGAGCGAGAAAGAGAUUAUCAAUCGAACUUGAGGGAGGAGGAAAGAGAGGAACUUUCUUUAUUUUUUUGGAGAAUUGAUGGGUGUUCUGUCAAAUCUAAGGAGUUUGAGAAAUCCAGAAGAUGGGUUGUUGCUGUCGUCCGGUUCCUCAUCGCCGGCAGCUGGGCAGGCGGUGGGUAAGAGGAAAUGGUCGAAUUUCUUGCCGUUUUUCAUCGCCCUUGUGGUUCUAGCGGAGAUCGUCUUUUUAGGUCGUCUCGACAUGGCUAAAAAUGCUGCUGCUCGGGUUGAUUCGUGGGCUGAUAGCUUUCUUUACCAGUCGCCGCCUGGUUUAAGGGGGAAUUUUCCGGUGGUUAAAAGAAAUGAUAUGGUUUUGGGGUCGGAAACUUGUGAGGACUGGUUAGAGAGAGAGGAUGAUGUGGCUUAUUCGCGGGAUUUUGAUCGGGAUCCCAUCUUGGUCGCCGGUGCUGAGAAGGAGUGGAGGACUUGUUCUGUAGGGUGUCAAUUUGGAUAUGACUCCAACAGAACUCCUGAUGCAUUAUUUGGUAUGCUAAAUGAACUGUCAGCAACUGUCAAUGUGCAUCGAUCAAUGGAAUCGGCUCAGUACUAUCCAGAGAAUGAUAUUGCUACGGCACGACGAAGGGGAUAUCGUAUAGUAAUGACUACAAGUCUAUCCUCAGAUGUGCCGGUGGGAUAUUUUUCCUGGGCGGAGUAUGAUAUCAUGGCACCUCCUGAGCCAAAGACUGAGAAAGCCCUUGCAGCUGCAUUCAUUUCAAACUGUGGUGCUCGCAACUUCCGCUUGCAAGUUCUCGAUGCCCUUGAAAAAUUGAAAAUUCCAAUAGAUUCUUACGGUGCUUGCCAUCGGAACCGUGAUGGUAGAGUGAACAAAGUGGAGGCUCUGAAGCACUAUAAAUUUAGCUUGGCUUUUGAGAAUUCUAACGAGGAGGAUUAUGUUACGGAGAAAUUCUUCCAGUCACUCGUUGCUGGAACCAUCCCGGUGGUUGUUGGUGCUCCAAACAUCCAAGAUUAUGCCCCUGGGCCAGGGUCAGUAUUACAUAUCAAAUCCCUCGAAGAUGUUGAGACUGUUGCGAAGACCAUGAACAAUCUGUCUGAAAACCCUACUGCAUAUAAUCAGUCGCUAAGGUGGAAGUUCGAGGGCCCGUCUGAUUCAUUCAAGGCGCUGGUGGAUAUGGCAGCAGUACAUUCUUCAUGCCGUCUUUGCAUUCACCUUGCUACUAUGAUCCAUGACAAAGAAGAAAGUAGCCCGGGGUUCAAGAAACGCCCCUGCAGAUGCACUCGAGGCUCCGAGAUCAUACAUCAUGUACAUGUUAGAGAGCGAGGAAGGUUCAAGAUGGAGUCAAUUUUCUUAAGAUCUGGAAACUUGACAGUGGACGCACUGGAGCAUGAGGUGCUGACGAAGUUCAAGUCCAUGAAACACGUACCAAUUUGGAGAGACGAGAGACCCGAAAGCAUAAGAGGAGGAGAAGACGAUUACAAAGUCUACAGAGUAUACCCUGUAGGGUUGACGCAGAGGCAAGCGCUCUACUCUUUUAAAUUUUCCGAUAUCGACUUACAGAAUCACCUGGAAGCGAAUCCAUGUGCUAAGUUGGAGGCCAUCUUUGUCUAGUUAACAAAUGAGACUUUACUCUGGUCUUGAGCUUGAAUCCUCGGCUGAGCUCUCUCAAAAAUGAAGUCAAUAUUUUCGCCCCAAAGUUAGCAGUGGAUCUGUUUAACUGUCAUCCUUGUACCAACCAUUCUUGUAUACCAGACAGUGGAAUCACUUGUAGUGUAGGUCAGAAAACAGGGUAGGAAACGGAAAGCCAUCGGAGACCCUUUCUUACUUCACUGAUCUGAGAAUGCAAUUGGUGCAUGCUUUUUAGACCGAGAGAAUUUUGGUCUCGUGUUGUCCUUUUACCUGCACGAUCUCCUGUGGUUUUGUAUGUAAACCACAUGGAAGGGAUUAGUUUAGCGGCGGUUUGUGAUGAAUAUUAAAGUAUGAAUACGAUCCGAAAUGUGGGAGUAUUAUUAGUUGUUUAUACUGCGAGGAUUAAUGCUAAGAGGUACACAUGGGUAGGCUAAGCUUGGGAAUUAUUAUUGGAGAGUAAAUAGUGUGAAGAUUG